GGGGCGGUGGCCCUGUUAAAGGGGAAACUUGACAGCGCCGCUGCCUGCUCCGCUCGGCUCCCGCUCCGCUGCCGCCAGCGCGCUCCGCUCCGCCGCGAUCUCUGCCCUCCACCACAGCCAAGAUGCUGCUGUUGCUGCUGGGGAUCAUCGUGCUCCACGUCACCGUGCUGGUGCUGCUCUUCGUCUCCACCAUCGUUAGUCAAUGGCUGGUGAACGGCGGGCACAUGGCGGACCUGUGGCAGAACUGCACCUCCGGCGCCGUCUUCCAGUGCCUGGCAUCCUCCUCCAACGAAUGGCUGCAGUCUGUCCAAGCCAUGAUGAUCCUCUCYGUCAUCUUCAGCGUCCUGUCCCUGUUCCUGUUCUUCUGCCAGCUCUUCACGCUCACCAAGGGCGGCAGGUUCUACAUCACCGGAGUGUUCCAGAUCCUCGCCGGGCUGUGUGUGAUGAGUGGUGCUGCCAUCUACACAGUGAGGCACACGGACUGGCACCCAGCCUCGGAAAACACCUCCUACGGCUUCGCCUACAUCCUGGCGUGGCUGGCCUUCCCCCUGGCCCUGGCCAGUGGCAUCAUCUACGUCAUCCUACGGAAGCGCGAGUGACGCCGCGGGACCUGGCCUGGCGUGACAGGGGCACUCAUGACGUCCUCAGAGGAGACGGAGGCGGGGGAGAAUAGACGAGAAAACGGAAAAAAAAAAAAAAAAAAAAAAAAAAAAAAAAAAAAAAAAAAAAAAAAAAAAAAAAAAAAAGGAAUAAACCCUCCCAUCCAAACCAAACCCAACUGACCCCCAAAGGAAACACUCAAAGGGUUCCUUGUUAAUUGAAGAUGUAUAUAGUAUCUAUGGUUUAAAAAACCUAUUUAUAACACUUUUUACAUAUAUGUACAUAGUCUUGUUUGCUUUUGUUGACCAUGCGCUGUUUUAAAGCCUAAAGCAAGUGCCUAAGGAACUCUCACUCCUAACAGUGUAACAAGAGCGCAGUGAUUUUUCUCUCAYGCAAAA
Molecule: messenger RNA, 998 nt
Organism: Malurus melanocephalus (red-backed fairy wren)
Lineage: Eukaryota; Metazoa; Chordata; Aves; Passeriformes; Maluridae
Gene: PMP22
Product: peripheral myelin protein 22
Exons: 5
Coding region: 123-599 (158 amino acids)
Cellular component (GO): plasma membrane
Source: RefSeq, a predicted model, not a curated record